Messenger RNA from Heterocephalus glaber (naked mole-rat), 6591 nucleotides. It is a transcript of the gene Irs4, whose product is annotated as insulin receptor substrate 4. Gene Ontology annotation, biological process: insulin receptor signaling pathway. The record is from RefSeq and is a predicted model, not a curated record. Gene Ontology annotation, molecular function: insulin receptor binding; phosphatidylinositol 3-kinase binding. Gene Ontology annotation, cellular component: cytosol; plasma membrane. NCBI's taxonomy places the organism in Eukaryota, Metazoa, Chordata, Mammalia, Rodentia, Bathyergidae.
CUUGAGGGUCUCUACCGAACUGGAGGUGCCCCUCCCCCUUCCCGGGCGCUCCUCCACCUCUUCUGUUGGCCGCUUGCACCCCUCCUAUGUUCUGAUAGCUGGAUCCGCAGCUGCCACCGCGUGAGGAGGCGGUCACGUGUUGUUUUGACCGCUGCCUGGGCGCAGAGUAAAUUGGGCGGGGGCGCGGGCUGAGGCGGGAGGAGAUUGGGGCGGGCAGACGGGAGUAGUCUGCCUCUUCCCCAACCCUCCCUUCCCUGAGUGACCCCUCCCCUUCGCUCACCUUAAAACCACCGUGCAUCACCAUGGCGAGUUGUUCCUUCGCUCGCGACCAAGCGACAAGGACACUGAGAGCUGCAGUAGCGGCGGCGGCAGCAGCUCUAGCAGCGGUGGCAACCAACCCUCUUCUUUCCUCAGGAACCUCGACCGCACUCAUUGGGACCAGGUUGUCUUGUCCGGGAGCCAUGUGGCUCUCCACCGCCACUGGCUCCCGGUCAGAUUCAGAGUCCGAGGAAGAGGACCUCCCCGUCGGGGACGAAGUCUGCAAACGCGGCUACCUGCGGAAACAGAAGCAUGGGCACAGGCGUUACUUCGUGCUCAAACUCGAGACCGCUGACGCUCCAGCUCGUCUGGAAUACUACGAAAAUGCUAGAAAGUUCCGGCACAGUGUCCGCGCUGCGGCGGCCGCUGCAGCGGCGGCCACCUCUGGUACCCCCGUGCCCGCGCUCAUCCCGCCGCGGCGGGUGAUCACCCUGUAUCAAUGUUUCUCCGUGAGCCAGCGAGCUGAUGCAAGGUACCGACACCUCAUUGCCCUUUUCACCCAGAACGAGUACUUCGCGAUGGUGGCCGAGAACGAGACAGAGCAAGAAAGCUGGUACUUGCUGCUCAGCCGCCUCAUCCUCGAGAGCAAGCGCCGCCGCUGCGGCAUGCUGGGCGCGCAGCCGGACGGAGAGCCGGCUGCGCUGGCGGCGGCAGCGGCGGCGGAGCCACCCUUCUAUAAAGAUGUGUGGCAGGUAGUAAUCAAACCGAGGGGGCUGGGGCACAGAAAAGAGCUGAGCGGUGUGUUCCGGCUGUGUCUUACCGACGAAGAGGUCGUGUUUGUGAGGCUGAACACCGAAGUGGCCAGCGUAGUCGUCCAGCUCCUGAGCAUCCGUCGCUGCGGGCACUCAGAGCAAUAUUUCUUCUUGGAAGUCGGCAGGUCUACUGUUAUCGGUCCAGGGGAGCUGUGGAUGCAGGUCGAUGAUUGUGUAGUUGCCCAAAACAUGCACGAGUUGUUUCUGGAGAAGAUGAGAGCCUUGUGUGCAGACGAAUACAGAGCCCGCUGCCGCAGCUACAGCGUCAACAUUGGCGCCCACCUGUUAACCCUGCUGUCCGCUAGGAGGCACCUAGGCUUGCUGCCGCUAGAGCCCGGCGGCUGGCUCCGAAGGUCCCGCUUCGAGCAGUUUUGCCACUUCAGGGCCAUUGGUGACAGGGACGACGAGAUGCUCUUCGCCAGGCGCUUCAUAGCACCCAGCGAACCCGUGCCUCCCUCCAGACGUGGAAGGCUGCAGGUGCCCAGACCACGCAGGUCCAGGAGAGCGAUUUCAGUGCCAGCCAGCUUUUUUCGACGCUUAGCGCCUAGCCCGGUACAUUCCCCGAACCCUGAAGAAGCCUCCAAGGACAGAGCUUGUGAAGCCUUGGCCUCAGGCCGUGGAAAUUCUAGGGGGAAAGGCAAAGAGGGUCAGGAAGGAAACGGAGGUGACUACAUGCCCAUGAACAACUGGGGCUCAGGAAAUGGCCGGGACUCGGGAGGUGGCCAGGGCUCCAGUGGCCAAGGUUCCAGUAGCCAGAGCUCAGGACGAAACCAGUGCUCCAGCGGGAGGCAAGGAUCUGGAAGUGGCCAGGGCUCAAAUGGUGGCCAAGGAUCAGGAGGUCAGCGCUCAGGAGGUCAGGGCGCUAGAGGAAACCAGUCCCCAGGAGAUGGCCAUAACACCACAGGUAGCCAUGGCUCAGGCAAUGGCCAGGGACCUGGAAGUGGCCAUGGCUCAGGUGGUAGCCAGAGACCCAGAGAUGGCCAUGGCUCAGGUGGUGGCAAGAACUCAGGAGGGAGCAAGGGUUCAGGAAGUGAGAAAAGUACUGAUGGUGAUGGUGACCAUGCAAAAUCUCUGAAGAAAAGAUCUUAUUUUGGUAAAUUUACUCCAGGCAAACAACCGCAAAUGGCACCUCCUCCACCACCACCACCCCCACCAGCUGGAGCAACUAAUGGAAAAGGGAAGUCUGGAGGGCGAUUCCGACUUUAUUUUUGUGCUGACAGAGGACCCACAAAAGAACGCAAAGACACCAAAGAGAUGAGAGAUACGGAGACCCCAGAAGGUGUAGCUCGGGGUUCCCACAGAGCCAGAGCUUUUGAUGAAGAUGAGGAUGACCCAUAUGUGCCAAUGAGGCCAGGGGUGGCUGCCCCUCUUGCAAGCUCCAGUGAUUAUAUGCCAAUGGCUCCUCAAAAUGUUUCUGCUUCAAAACAGCGCCACUCUCGAUCACCAUUUGAAGAUUCACGAGGAUAUAUGAUGAUGUUUCCCCGAGUGAGCCCAUCAUCUGCCCAAAGUACUCCAAAAGGACCUGAUCCUAAUAAAGAGGAUGACUCAAAGGAUAACGAUAGUGAUGGUGACUACAUGUUUAUGGCUCCAGGAGCUGGUGCAAUUCCAAAAAGCCCGAGAAAUCCUCAAGGUGGCUCUUCCUCCAAAAGUUGGAGUUCCUACUUCUUGCUGCCUAACUCUUUUCAGAGCUCACCCUUGGGACAGAGUGACCACAGUGAGUAUGUACCAAUGUUACCUGGAAAAUUCCUGGGGAGGGCCCUGGAUAAAGAAGGUUCCUCAAACUGGGGCCUCAAAGAUGGAGCUUCAAAGCCUUCACUUGAGGGGUCAUUCUCAAAGGCUGGAGAUGGUGGAUCACCUUCAAAGCCUUCAGAUGAUGAACCCCCAAAGAAUAAGGCUAAAAGACCUAACCAGCUGUCUUUUAUUACAAAAGGAAAUAAAAUCAAGCCCAAACCACAAAAGCCCACACAAAAGCAGAGAGAAGCUGACAGCUUUAGUGGUUAUGUCAACAUUGACUUCACUAAAAGAGAUAGCAGUAUGCCAGCCCCCUCUGCUCGAGGACUGUCACAUUCAUUGGGCAUAAUUGCUGACCCUAGACAGUCAGCCUUUUCUAAUUACAUGAAUGUUGAAUUCAGAGUGCAAUUUCCAAAUCCAGCAAGUCACCUCUCAGAUCUUUUAAGAGCUAUCCCAGGUUCCAAUCCCUUAUUUCUGGAGGGUGCUGGGUGGCCACUUCUUCCUCUUCCUCCCAGGGCUGCAGGUAGCAAUUCUAAUGUCGAAGAGGGUGACUACAUUGAAGUAAUUUUCAACCCAGCAAUGACACCGGCCGUGCCUUUUGCUGACAGUGCCAUUCGCUAUGAUGCUGAAACAGGUCGAAUCUAUGUGGUCAACCCAUUUUCUGAGCUCUGUAUGGACAUUUCUCUCUCCCCUAGCAGACGCUCUGAACCACCACCUGUAGCUAGGCUGCUGCAGGAAGAGCAAGAUACCAGAUGCUCUCAAAGCCGUUCACAAAGUUUCUUUGCAGCUGUCAGAGCAGCUGUUUCGGCUUUCCUGACUGAUGGCCACCAGAGAGCGAUUUCUGCUGCCCCCUCCUCAGCUGCAGCACCAGCAGAGGCGCCAACCUUAGCGGUGGGCCGGGGGUUAGCUGCGGCAUCAGCGCUCGCUGUAGCCCCGGGCUUAGGCGCAGCCGCCGCGGGCUUAGAGGCUGCGGCUGGGUUUGACUCCGCCUCUCCCCGCGGGUUUCAACCUGUUGCUGAUGCUGCUGGUACAGAGGCAGUUAGGGAGGCCCUGGACAAUGCGGGUGGCGCGAAUCCUAGAACCCCGAACCCACCUGCAGACCUUGCCAGAGGUGAGAACGCAGCUGGCGGGGCUGCCGCCGCAGCUGAGGGUCCCCCACCACCCCCGCGCCACCGCUGGGUGCCGAGACCCCCGGAGAGAGAAGAGUCUGAAGACGAAGACGAAACUUACGUGAGAAUGGACUUUGCCAGACCUGACAACAAGAAGUUCCACUCUCCGAAAAGAGGAUAAAUUGUGAGAAACUGAAAUUAGUGAUUAAAUUGCCACAAAAACACAUUUUAGAAGAAAAGUGACACUUAAAAGAUUUCAUCUUCAUCUACUCCAGAUCUGCCUAAAAGAAAGAAAAUUCAGAAGCUUCUGAAUAGAAAGCAACCUAACUUCUAAAAACCUACAAGUGGAUUCUGGCAGUUGAAGGAUCGCAACUCAAUAAGAUCACUCUUUCUGCUGUCCUAUGGAUCCAGUGAUUUUCUGAUUAAGAAUGCUUGCACUGUGCUUUAUUUUCUAGUGCCCCCCCAUCUGUGUCUUUGAAAGAAAACAAAUACUAUAAAAGUUAGCAUCUAUAACUCUUUCCUUUUCCUCCUAAAACUCUUUCCUUUUCUUCCAAUCUAAGUAAAUGUAGAGCAUACCAGUCUUACUGAUGUAUAAUAUUUGGUUUCAUUUUGAAGUUACAAAACCUUUAAAUAACAGGAGAUAAAAAACUUAUACAAAUGAGAAGAUAGGUAUGAUCUGGAAUCUUUUGAUUAGAACAUAUGCAAAACAUUUCUUCAUCAAGAAAUGAAAUAUCAACUGAACUGAUAUCUUGAUGGGGAAUUUUCAAUAUUUUAAAGGCAGGACUAGAGACCAGAUAAUCUCAGUUUUUGCUCAUUAACAAAACUACAUCAUUUCACAUUGAAUGUCAACUAAACUGAUAUCUUGAUUGAGCAUUUCCAAUAUUUUAAAGGCACACCUGAGGAGCAGGUUAUCUACUUUUUCAUAUAUAACACACUAGUCCUCUGCCUACAAAUCAAUUUAGCAUUUCCAAACCAAUUAUUUUAUUUUGAAACCUACAUUUUCCUCCUAAAAGAAACAACAUUUUUCAAAAGCCUCCUCAUAAGAUCCUUCUCUGUUUCUCUGAGCCUUCCCUCUCUCACACGACAUCCUUCCUCUCUUUUUGGCCCUCUCCUGGACACACACACUCCCUCUUAUGCCCAGGACUCCUAUAAAGAAAUCAGUUUCCUAUAUAAAAAAAAUUUAGUAUAUACUUAUCAGUCGACAUUCAGAUUACAACUUAAACCAAAAGGAAUCUCUUAUAAGGCUUUGUUUCCUUCUGGACAAUAAACUGAUACAAGAUGUACCAAAUUAAAAAAUAAUCAGAGCAAGCUCCCUCCCUUCCCAUUUUUGCUUGUCUCUGAUGGAAACUGAAUUAAGAUUUUAGGAACCUGGACCUUUGAAUACAUGACACCAACAGGUGGUGACCACAGAGGAUAGGUACAAAGGUCUUGAAGCUUGCUUAGAGCUUUGUUACGUGGUGGCACACACAUCUCUGCUUGUUGUACCAUCACUGGCAAACCUCAUCACAUCAUAGAUGGAUGUGUUUGAAUGUGUAAAUGUGUGAGUGUUAGUGUGUGUAUGCAUAUAGUGGUGUGUAUGCAUACUUUGUGUACCUGUGAACAUGUGAUUGUAGGUGUAACUGUUGUGUGUAACUGUCAAAAAAUUGCUUCGCAUUUAAUGUGCAACUUUGAAGUAAUGUAAUAUUUAUCUAAAGUUUUUCACCACUUGUUGUCUUUGAACAUGUACUUCUAUCUUUGGGCAGGCUUCUAAUACAUGUUGCUAAGCUAAGUUUUCUGAAGAACUGAGUGGAUUUCUAUUUUUCCUUGCCUACCAACCAAAGGGAUGGAGGUAUCUUUACUUCCUCUUGUGAGUGAAACUGAAGAGGGGAUGUGGCUACAGGACUAGUCACUGCUACAGUUAUUGGUCAUUGCUAAGGCAUCAACUUCUUCAGUUCCUUCAGACUCCUCUCUUUCCCCAUCCUAAUCAAAUAAUGCAAUGUGGCUUUUGUUCAAUAUGAUAACAGUGUGCUCUUUAGGCAGCCUCUUUCAAACCUUUUGUCACCAUUUUAUAUUCAAGUAAGUUAAGUCAUAAUUAUUCAGAAUGUUGGGAAGAUAAGACUAUUUGGAGGAAAACACUAUUUACAGAUUAGGUUUAGGGACUGCCAGCAGACAGGGUACAGAGGGUAUAUCACAGAGGUAACACUUGCUGAAUAAACAAAUGGAAACCUUAUACACAUACAAAUAGUAACAGGUACAAAAGUUGCAGGUACAGCAUUGCAAAUAUAUAAUCUCUUUGACAUUACUCCUUAGUUUACAGAUAGAAUUUAUUCAGUAUUGUGCUGGAAGGAUAUGUACUAACAUAUCACUUACCUUCCAGUUAUCAGUUUAUGUUGCUGUUAAGAAAAACUUAUGAUGGAAUGAUUUUUUUGUGACCUCUACAUUAAUUUGGUGUCAUACAUAGUCACUAGGUUGGUAUAAACUAAAACUUUACAGUUGCAACAGCUCAUUACAUUUGCUAUUUCUACUUCACAGUUCUGCUUUGAGUUGCUUUGGCUUUGUCUUCCUUUGUAAAUACUCUUGUAUUCCUCGUAACCGUCUUGUUUGCAGAUGACACAAACUUGCAACUCUGUAUAGUGUUUAUAUUAUAUAUAUCUGACUUGAUUUUCCAUAGAGCUACUUGCAAUAAAUGUGUUCAUAAAUUA